Molecule: messenger RNA, 390 nt
Organism: Eucalyptus grandis
Lineage: Eukaryota; Viridiplantae; Streptophyta; Magnoliopsida; Myrtales; Myrtaceae
Exons: 1
Coding region: 1-390 (129 amino acids)
Source: RefSeq, a predicted model, not a curated record
AUGGUUGCUUUUGAACGGUGUUUUGUCUAUUGCGACAAGCACUUGACUCCCUAUGCCAUAUUCAUGGGAUCACUCAUUGACACAGCUAACGAUGCACAACUUUCGUGUGACCAUGGCAUCAUGUGGAAUGACGGCGUGAGCAAGAAGGGUAUUGCAAGCUUCUUCCGUGAUGUUAGCAAAGACGCUGUUUGGGACGUCUCAAAGAGCUAUCUAGAGUCGGAGAUUGCAAGAGUCAACAGCUAUGUUAGGCAUCAACAGAUUCGUGUUUUCUUCACACAACUGAUAUAUACUCCCUGUCGCUACACAUGGUCGACUAUAGCUGCUGUGCUGAUGCUUACAGGUGCGAUUCAAACAGUUUACACUGUGUUGCAGUAUUACCAUCCUAGGUAG